AUGGCUUCCUCCGCCAAUGCGCUCCGGCUCGGUCUCCGGACAUGCAGCCGCCAAACACAAACAUCCAGUCUCCGGAUCGCCGCCAUCCAGCGCCGGGCCCUUUCCGCCACCGCGACACGAUGUGAAGGUGUUCCCGUACUAAAGAAGGAAGACCCUCCCAAGCUCGAGUACACCCGCCCUUACAGCCCCGGCGAGUUCCUGAACGAAAGGCUGAACUCGGACGACCUUGAGGACUCGGAGCGCGAGGUCUACCAGCGCGCCCUUACCUCGUGGGAGCAGACGCCCGAUGACCUCAAGAGGAGCUGGGGUACCAUGGUCAGAGAUAUCGAGCAGGCGACGGCGCCGCUAAGGAGGGUGGUCAUGCCCAAGAGGCAAACGUUCUGGUACGAGGAGGAGAAGGACAUGGACCUCAUCACCAACGAGGACGGCGAGGACGACUUCCACGAGAACGACAUUAUGAGUCUGGGCCACGGCAAGCUGGAGGAGCACCGCGAGUUCCGCGAGUACGCGCGCAUCGCCGUCUGGGAGAUGCCGCUGCUGUCCAAGUACGCCAAGCCGUUCGUGCCGCCGACGAGCGAGGAGGUCCUGCGCUUCCGCUACACCACCUACAUGGGCGAGUUUCACCCCGCCGACAGGAAGGUCGUGGUUGAGUUCUGCCCCAAGGAUCUCCGAGACCUCACCGAGGUCCAGCAGCGCAAGCUUAUGAAGCUGGCCGGACCCCGGUACAACCCUGAGAAGGACAUUAUCAAGAUGAGCUGCGAGAAGUUUGAGCACCAGGCCCAGAACAAGCGCUAUCUCGGCGAUCUGAUUGAGAAGAUGAUUGUUGCUGCCAAGGAUCCCACAGACACCUUUGAGGACAUCCCUCUCGAUACCCGUCACCACACUUUCAGCAAGAAGAUCACUUUCCCCAAGGAGUGGCUCCUCACGCAGGAGCGCAAAAAGGAGCUUGAAGCCGCCAGGCAGCAGGCCCUCUUGAAGGAUGCCGAGAAGGUUGUCAAGGGCGCCUUGGUGGAUGGCGCUGAUAUCCUUAAGCAGUACCUGGAAUCUGGUGCUGCUGAGGCUAUGCAUGCCGUGCCUGUCACGGCGGGUCGCGGCGGCAAGGCCCUUCCCGGAGGCAAGGGUGGAAAGAUGCAGCGCGGUAAGAGGUGA
This is a messenger RNA of Sordaria macrospora k-hell, 1149 nucleotides long. RefSeq names its product mitochondrial 37S ribosomal protein mS35. Gene Ontology annotation, biological process: mitochondrial translation. Gene Ontology annotation, molecular function: structural constituent of ribosome. The record is from RefSeq and is a predicted model, not a curated record. Lineage: Eukaryota; Fungi; Ascomycota; Sordariomycetes; Sordariales; Sordariaceae. Gene Ontology annotation, cellular component: mitochondrial small ribosomal subunit.